AUGCCUUGCCUGAAACCUCUUCGUGGACAGAAGAUGAGGAAACGGAUUUUUGUCAAAGCCACAUCAUCUUCUGGUCAUAACCAUCAGGAUGAGUCUUCCUCCGAGUCAAAGAAUCCUCUCUCUCUGAUUCUCGAUGUCCCGAGGACGGUUUGGAAACAAACAUUGAGACCAUUGAGUGAUUUUGGAUUCGGUAGGAAAAGCGUGUGGGAGGGUGGUGUUGGCUUGUUUCUUGUUUCGGGUGCCUUUCUGUUGGCAUUUAGCUUGGCUUGGUUGAGGGGGUUUCAGUUAAGAUCAAGGUUCAGCAAGUAUCUGGCUGUUUUUGAGUUUUCGAAUGCUAGUGGCAUUUGUGCCGGCACACCCGUUAGGAUUCGAGGGGUAAAUGUGGGGAAUGUGGUUCGCGUUAACUCCUCCCUCAAGAGUAUUGAGGCUGAAGUUGAGAUUAAAGAUGACAAACUUAUAAUACCACGGAAUUCUUUGAUCGAAGUCAAUCAGUCUGGUCUUCUCAUGGAAACUCUCAUUGACAUUACCCCACGAGAUCCCAUUCCAUCUCCUUCAGUUGGGCCUCUUCAUGCAAAUUGUAUUAAAGAGGGUUUAAUUGUAUGCGACAGGCAAAAGAUAAAGGGGCAUCAGGGGGUGAGUUUGGAUGCAUUGGUCGGAAUAUUUACUCGCAUUGGGCGUGAAGUCGAAGAAAUUGGUGUUGCCAAUGCCUAUUCAAUGGCUGAAAGGGUUGCCAAUAUUAUUGAAGAGGCACGACCUCUUAUUUCGAAGAUUCAAGCCAUGGCAGAAGAUAUAGAACCUUUGCUGGCUGAAGUUCAAGAUAGUGGUUUGCUAAAGGAUGUAGAGAGCUUAACCAAAAGCCUCACGCGAGCAUCUGAGGAAUUUAGAAGGGUGCAGUCAUCAAUUAUGACCCCGGAGAAUACUGAAUUAAUUCAGAAAUCAAUUUAUACCCUCAUAUUCACUUUGAAGAACAUUGAGAACAUAAGCUCUGAUAUAUUAGGAUUUACUGGGGAUGAAGCCACAAGAAAGAACUUGAAGUCGCUCAUUAAAUCUCUCAGCCGGAUGCUGUGA
This is a messenger RNA of Striga hermonthica, 1068 nucleotides long. The record is from the annotation of a GenBank genome assembly. Lineage: Eukaryota; Viridiplantae; Streptophyta; Magnoliopsida; Lamiales; Orobanchaceae.